Messenger RNA from Oreochromis niloticus (Nile tilapia), 2693 nucleotides. RefSeq names its product c2cd2 like (gene c2cd2l). Gene Ontology annotation, cellular component: cytoplasmic side of apical plasma membrane. The record is from RefSeq and is a predicted model, not a curated record. Lineage: Eukaryota; Metazoa; Chordata; Actinopteri; Cichliformes; Cichlidae. Gene Ontology annotation, biological process: positive regulation of insulin secretion involved in cellular response to glucose stimulus. Gene Ontology annotation, molecular function: phosphatidylinositol binding; phosphatidylinositol transfer activity.
UUUUGUUGCUGAGUCCGUCCCCCGCAGCGCCACCUGUCUGCCGAUGCUGUUGUUUGUUAAAUCAUCGCCGCGGAGGGGUUGCGGAGGAAGGAGCUGAGACCAGCGGAGAUUUUAAAUGCGCCGGAGCCCGUAGCGCACAGGCGGAGAGCGGGAGGCUUGUGUUGGGAUCGACAGAUGACAACAAACAGACUGAAGCACCGCUGAGCGCUCGAAGAUGGGACAGACACAGUUGUUGUUGGAAGCGCUCCAUAUCGCCAUGAACACGGCUUCAUUUGUUUUCGAUUACCUGCAGCCUGCAGCUCGGACCGCUUAAACUUCAGCUUGGCUGAAAGCAGCUGAUCUGCUCACCACUCACAGUCCUGCUAUUUCCAUCUGGAGCUGAUGAUAUGAGAGGCUGCUGGAGGCGGUGAUGGAGCUCCAGGAGUUGAGCUGGCUGUGCUUGGUGGGUCUCUUCCUCGCCUCUUUGGUCAUCGUGCUGGGAUGGUUGUUCCAGUACUCGCUGACUGUGCUGCGGCUGUGGAGAGCCAGGAAGGCAGCAAAGCGACACAGCCGAGACCCAGCCUGGAGGCAGCAUCCCAAUAAGAGCUUGGCCGGAGCUUUGUGGGGCUUCCUGCUGAAGCUCCGCUCCGGCCGGGAUGGACGACCCACAUCUGAGGCCGGGGUUAAAGGCUUGUUGACCUCUCUGUUCUCCUUCAAGUCCUUCAGGGAGCUGUUUCAGAGGACCUGGGUGAAGGCUCUGAACGAGCAAGCUUGCAGGCAUGGGAGCUCCAUUCAGAUCACUUUUGACAGCAGCCUCCAGAUAAGUGCUGCCUCUGCAAUAGAAAGCGUGAGCUGCACUGACCAGUCAGCAAACCGAAUGAUUUUGCACUGUAAUUGUUCAGUAGACAGGGUCACGUUACCCGUGACGGUCACCCAGCAGUCGCCAGCUGCCAUUUCCAUGGACACCUAUCAGAUCACUAUAGCACCUGUGGUGGCAAAGGUUGUGGCGUGCCUGGAGGAGGUGGAGGAUGAGGGGCUGCUGAUAUCCUGGAGUCUUUCCAAGCAGCCGUCGUUUUCUCUGACCGUCUCUCCAUGCAAGCUGCAGAGACGGGGCACUGAAGGUGAAGCAGACAUAGACACAAUUAAGGGUCUGAUAGAAGAUACUCUGUUCAGCACUCAGCCAGCCAUGGUCCUCAAUCUCAGGACGUCCAGUCCUUUGGCCCCCAUGGACAGUCUCUCAGUGGGAUUAAACUCUGUAUCCCAGAGUGUCUUGGUGAGACGACUACUCCUCCGGCAGCUCAGGGCGACCUUAAGUAAAGGUCAGUGGUCUAAAUCAGGGGAGCUGUGCUGUGUCCUGAGCCUGGACCAACCGUCUACAGAGAGAACAACCCGCUUCCUGCCUGUGCCCAGCAGUGCCAAUGCUGCACUCGAAUGGAGUGAAGAUAUUACUCUGGAGCUGGGCCCAGAAACCAAAGAGCUGAGAGUGAGACUUCUGGAGCGGAGCGGCAAACGGGAACAAUUCCUGCCGGGUCACGCCUCUAUUGCCUUGGACAUCCAGGGGAAAGUUCCCACUGGGCAGCACGUAUUGUCCAUGAGGUCUGGCCAAGACUCAACGCCAAACGCUGUCAUCACCGCUGAGCUGUUGUACCAAGAAACAGAGGAGCCUAGCAGUGCCCACAGAGCUCUGCUACUUCGCUCCUCUCUCACCCCCACCAAGAAAGUUGACGUGGACCGAACCAUCAUGCCAGACGGAACCAUCGUCACCACCGUCACGACGGUCCAAUCCCGACCUAAACUCGAUCGCAGUCCAGGUGACUCCCCGUUGCGUUCUCCGUCUAAAGUGGAGGUGAAUGAGAAGAAACCCACCGUCCUGCCUGAUAGCAGAAGGAGCAGCAGCCCCAACCCGAGCAAGAGCAGCCGCCUCUCUAAUGGCCUGGAUCCUGUUGCAGAAACCGCCAUACGGCAGCUGACAGAGUCUGCGUCCAGGGCAGCACGGAAGACACCGACGAAAAGGAGCACGCUAAUCAUCUCGGGCGUGUCAAAGGUUCCACUCUCUGAAGAUAACUGUGCAUUAUCAAGUGGCUACGCUGCAGCCAUGGACGCAGCCAUGCACGGCAACCAUUACGGGUCAGGGCGUCACCAUGACCCAGAUGAAACCACGCCCUCUGACGUAUCAGAGCGUCCCUCUGUGGACGAUGUGGAAUCAGAUACUGGCUCCACUGGUGCCUUGGAAACCCGCAGUCUCAAGGACCAUAAAGUGGGCUUUUUGCAGAGCGGGACGAAGCUGCUUUUCCGCAGAAGACAUCGAGAGAAAGAGUCCUGCCUCAGCCAGUCCCACGAAGACAUCUCCAACUUGGGCAAUAACUUCGCCGCCGCACCAAACAUCAGCCGUAAGUCUGGCAGCUUCUCCCGGCGCCUCAUCAAACGCUUCUCCUUCCGCUCUUCUGGCAAAUCAAAAGGCAAGGCUGCCAACGGAGGAGCAAGCGCACUGGAUAACUAAUUCUCGAGGCCAGCAGACAUGGACACGAGUCAUCCUGAGAGCGUUCUCUGUUAUCACUACACUUCAACACGGUCUUUGACAGGCUGAGCGCCCCCAGGUGGGUUGUCAACUGCACAGCUUUAAAGGAGGAUACCUCUGGGAGAGCUCCCCUCUGGAUAGAAAUGAUUGCACUUUCAGGACAGAAGUCUCAUUUAAUCACAUCGCUGACUCUGAA